Cyanistes caeruleus (blue tit) is the source of this 339-nucleotide messenger RNA. The record is from RefSeq and is a predicted model, not a curated record. NCBI's taxonomy places the organism in Eukaryota, Metazoa, Chordata, Aves, Passeriformes, Paridae.
GUUCUCCAGGGUUUUUUGGGGGACUGGGGAUGGCUUUAAAGGGGAUAAACCUGGGGGUUCUCCAGGGGUUUUUUUUUUGGGGGGGCAUCUCCAUUGCUGAGCCCUCUCCUCUCCCCGCUCAGACGAAGAAGAGGAGGAACAACGGGCGAGCCAAGAAGGGCCGCGGGCACGUGCAGCCCAUCCGCUGCACCAACUGCGCCCGCUGCGUGCCCAAGGACAAGGCCAUCAAGAAAUUCGUCAUCAGGAACAUCGUGGAGGCCGCCGCCGUCAGGGACAUCUCCGAGGCCAGCGUCUUCGAUUCCUACGUGCUGCCCAAGCUGUACGUGAAGCUGCAUUACU